Messenger RNA from Blastocystis hominis, 292 nucleotides. RefSeq lists its product as hypothetical. NCBI's taxonomy places the organism in Eukaryota, Bigyra, Opalinata, Blastocystidae. Gene Ontology annotation, biological process: cytoplasmic translation. Gene Ontology annotation, cellular component: ribosome; cytosolic large ribosomal subunit. Bases 95 to 256 code for a protein of 53 amino acids. The record is from RefSeq and is a predicted model, not a curated record. The transcript is spliced from 2 exons. Gene Ontology annotation, molecular function: structural constituent of ribosome.
AUAAAGAUAAAGGUAUGGAUCGUAAUAUUUUGGUGGAAGGUGACGACUCCUAUUGGUUGUGAAGCGAGGACUGUCUUGCUAAUCGUUUUUUAGAAUGGUUAAGCAAAAGCAUCAUACCGCCCGUAAUCAGAGCAUCAAGAACCACAAGAACGGAAUUAAGAAGCCCCUCCGUCAGCGUACUCGCUCCAUGAAGGGUGUUGAUCCUAAGUUCCUUAGAAACCUUCGUUACUCGAAGAAGCACAACAAGAAGGAAUAAACCAUACUUUGACGACAUACGAGGGACAAUUUCUAU